Messenger RNA from Lottia gigantea (owl limpet), 525 nucleotides. RefSeq lists its product as hypothetical. The record is from RefSeq and is a predicted model, not a curated record. The transcript is spliced from 6 exons. Gene Ontology annotation, cellular component: GINS complex. NCBI's taxonomy places the organism in Eukaryota, Metazoa, Mollusca, Gastropoda, Lottiidae. Gene Ontology annotation, biological process: DNA replication; DNA strand elongation involved in mitotic DNA replication. Bases 1 to 432 code for a protein of 143 amino acids.
AUGUUUGCCGAAAAAGCUUUAGAGCUGAUUAGAGAAUUAAAACGAUCUGUAGAUGGUACUAUGCCACCCUAUAAUAUACCAUAUAACAGACUUGAGAAUAUUAAGAAAAUGAGAUGGGAAUUUGGAAGUGUUUUACCUGCUGAUAUUAAAUAUAAUCUCUGUGAACAGGAGAUUCAAUGGUUUAAUAAAUAUAAUAAAUUAUUGGCUAAUUAUAUGAGAUCUAUAGGUGAUGGUGGGGGGCUGGAUUUAACACAAGAUAUAAAACCACCAAAAACACUCUUUAUAGAGGUACGCUGUUUAGUGGAUCAUGGUGAAUUUGAGACACAAGAUGGAAAUAUUUUAGUUUUAAAGAAAAAUAGUCAGCAUUUCUUGUUGAGAUCAGAAUGUGAACAUCUAAUACGACAAGGAAUAUUAGAGCACUGUGUUCACUAGGAGGACAACCAUACAACUUUACAACAGACAUAUUUAUUAUUAGAUUAGUAGAAGUUAUUAACUGUUGCUGGCAACAAACAUGAAUGGAUUAGA